GGGGAGUGGGAGGCUGCUUCGUUCUGCUAGUGCGUAUCGGGGCUUGACGAGCCUUGUCAUAUCGUGAGAGAGCGCCUUCCUCUCCGUCUCUCCAUCUCUCUCCAUCACCCGAUCGCAUUCUUGAGCUGUGAGACACAAGGGGGGUGGGUGGGGGGCACCAGAUGGCUGAGCUUCUGCGGGUCCGAAAGAAGCAUCUCCAAACCCCGGUCAGCAGGUUAAGGUGCAUGCUGAAACAGCUCAAUGAGAGCGAUGUGGACUUCGAAGACCUGAAAAAAAACUUAGAAUACACUGCAUCCCUGCUUGAAGCGGUUUACAUCGACGAAACAAGCAGACAGGCUCUUGACCUUAAGGAUGACCUGCAGCAGCUUCGCUCCGACGCUGUGCCCUCGGAGGUGCGGGACUGGCUGGCCUCCACCUUUACACAGAGGCCACAGCGCCCUGCGCGACGCUCCAGUGAAAAGCUCCGGUUUCGCAGCAUCGUCCACGCAGUGCAGGCUGGGAUAUUUGUUGAGAGGAUGUUUCAGAAGGCCUACACCACAGCUCUACCGAACCAGCCGUCAGGAGUGAUUCACCGUCUCCGGGACAUCAACAGGUGGAGUUUCAAUGUAUUUGCGCUGAAUUCGGCGAGUGAAGGACAUUCGCUGCAAACCUUGUUCAUGGAGCUGAUCACAAGAUAUGAGCUCGGUAGCCGGUUUAAGAUCCCCAUUUCAUACAUGCUGUCUUUCUUGUCCGCACUGGAGAAGGGAUACAGCAAACAUGGCAACCCAUACCACAGCCACACCCAUGCUGCUGAUGUCACCCAGACGCUUCACUGCCUGCUGCUCCGCACGGGACUCGUGCACUGGCUGUCUGAGCUGGAGGUCCUCGCAUCCCUGUUUGCUGCUGCGAUCCAUGACUAUGAGCACACAGGGACCACAAACAGCUUUCACAUACACACGCGGUCUGACUUUGCGCUGAUCUACAACGACCGCUCGGUGCAGGAGAGCCACCACGUCAGCGCUGCCUUUCGUCUGCUGCAGGACGAGAGCAUGAACAUUUUCACCAAUCUAUCGCGUGAGGAAUGGAUGGAACUGCGAGCCUUAGUGAUAGAGAUGGUCUUGGCCACAGACAUGUCCUACCACCUCCAGCAGGUCAAAGCCUUGAAAGCCUGCCUACAGCAGCCAGAAGGGAUCGAGAAGCCAAAAGUACUUUCCCUGCUGCUACACACUGCUGACAUCAGCCACCCAACGAAACCCUGGGCUCUGCACUCACGCUGGACCAAGGCGCUCAUGGAGGAGUUCUUCAGACAGGGCGACAAAGAGGAAGAGCUAGGCCUCCCCCUCUCCCCUUUAUGCGAUCGCAAGAACACAUUAGUAGCUGAGUCCCAGAUAGGCUUCAUUGACUUCAUCGUUGAUCCCACCUUCUCCCUGUUGACGGACAUGGCAGAAAAGAUAGUCAUCCCUUUGGUUCAAGAGCAUCCAGACCCACCAGACCCCUCCAAACGGCACAGCUCCCUGUGGAGGGAGAGCUCGAGAGGCCUUGAGUGGAAUGUCGCUCACGUCACGGCGGAGCUCGUCAGCUUCCGCUCCACGUGGAGUCGCCACUCCGAAGAAAACAAGAUGAAGUGGAAGGAAAGAGCAUGCAAUGGGCUGACAGAUCAGAGUUCCAUCGAGGAGCUGUCCUCAAGCACGGAGGACUCCACAGAAGAGCCCACCAAAGACAUCCAGGAGCAAUAACACUAAACGACAGGCAGCACCCACACGCGGAAGUCUGGCCAAAUUACAUGCAUUUCGUCAAAGAAAUACCGACCAAACUGCCUUUCCAUCCUCAGGAACUGUCCAAUGGGAGUGAACGCUUGGAAUCUGUGAGUUCUGAUAGGAGCAUUUCCUUAAUGUUAUUUUUAACCCAAGCUGCCUCUUGAAUGAAAUCACAAACAGUUGCCAUUAUGAUGUCAGUUACAGGAGAUCUCUAACAACACUGCAACUCCUUACCAAAUGGGAAAAUACAUGCUGGUCAUGUUAGCUUUUCUAACACCUAAGAAAGUGUUUUUAUACCAAUGUUGCUAUGUAGUUGAAUCCAUUAUUCCAUUAUUACGCUAACAUAUACUCUCAAUGACCAUUUUAUUACAUACACCUGGGGUCACCAACAUGGUGCCCGCGGGCACCUGGAUGCCCCCAAGGACCACAUGAAUCGCCUGCGGACCUGUUCUAAAAAUAGCACAACUCACCGGUGAGCAGCGUCUAAAAUUUAAUUUUAUCCUGUCGCUGUUCUUCUUUAAUCACGUUUGCAUUUAUAAAGAUUUGAAAAUGACAACAUCUAAAAAAAGCAUUUAAAACAUGUUUAUUAUACAUGAAGGUUAGAUAAGUUUAGGAGGGCGUUUCAAACUGGCAGCCCUUCGUAUGGCUCAGUACCCGCGAAGUAGCUCUCAGUUUCAAAAAGGUUGGUGACCCGAUGACAUACACCUCGCUAGAUCUUGGUAGGACCCGUUCUUACCCUUAUAUGAAGGGUAUAUGGGUUAUGUGUGCAGAGAAGCCAAUCGGUUGUCCUGAGCUGUUAUCUGUGCUCUUGUGUCCUUCCUGUUAGCUUUAACAAGGCUGGCCAAUCCCAUCUGACCACCCUCAUUAACAAGGUGUUUUCAGACACAGAAAUACCAUCGACUGGACGCUUUCCUAUCGCACCACUUUCUGUAAACUCCAGACACUGUAGUGUGCGUGAAUCCCAAGAAGGUGGCUGUUACUGAGAUGCUGGAACUACCACGCCUGGCACCAACCAUUACAGCACAUUCAGAAUUACUUAGAUCAGGCACCUUAGCUGCACAGUAAUUGAACCUCCUGACUCUGAAUGCUGUAUGCAUUCGGUUGUGGCGACAUGAUUGGCUGUUUGGAGCAGCAGGCUGUGUGCAUUAGCAAGGCGGUGACCAUUGAGUGUGUAUAUGAUAUUUUGUGGUUUUUUUAUUUUAUUUAAAAAGCCAUCAUGCAAAUCCCUCAGGGACUCAGUUGCAGUUUUAGCAGCCAAAAAAAUCCCCUGACUGGUAGCUGUACAUGUGAAUGUAAAUUUUUUAUUUAUUUUUCACUUCAUAUGUUUUCUACUGAAUAUAAAAUUUUGAAAAAAAAAUGUAUCAUAUUGUUUCUGUAUUACAACAUAUUUCUAAUAGAAAAAGUAUUCCAUAAAUACUUUUAUAUACCUGCAUUUACAACUCACUUUAGAUUUUUCUACUUGUAUAAAAACUUAGGCAAAAAAUGUUUGGGGUUUUUCUGUAACCUGUGUCUGUUAAGAUGCAGCUUGUCUAGAUCCAGUCUAUCGCACUGUGAUCCUGACAUGCAAUGGUACUGAAAUUACUCACGCUGAAAUGAGUCAUAGAUUACUUUCCAAUCAGCAGUAAGUAAUUGCCGAGUCUUACAAUCAAAAGAUGAAAUCAUAAGUUGAUAUUGUUUAACUGCAUAUUCCUCUUUGGAUCUCAAUAACCUGGCUUCAUUUAACCUGCAUUUCAAAAUAAUAAAAAGUUAUGCUGUU
Brienomyrus brachyistius is the source of this 3492-nucleotide messenger RNA. Its product is annotated as dual specificity calcium/calmodulin-dependent 3',5'-cyclic nucleotide phosphodiesterase 1B-like. The record is from RefSeq and is a predicted model, not a curated record. The transcript is spliced from 14 exons. Gene Ontology annotation, biological process: signal transduction. Bases 162 to 1715 code for a protein of 517 amino acids. Lineage: Eukaryota; Metazoa; Chordata; Actinopteri; Osteoglossiformes; Mormyridae. Gene Ontology annotation, molecular function: 3',5'-cyclic-nucleotide phosphodiesterase activity.